Nanorana parkeri is the source of this 1512-nucleotide messenger RNA. It is a transcript of the gene DNAAF11, whose product is annotated as leucine rich repeat containing 6. Gene Ontology annotation, molecular function: protein binding. Gene Ontology annotation, cellular component: cytoplasm. Bases 1 to 1506 code for a protein of 501 amino acids. Lineage: Eukaryota; Metazoa; Chordata; Amphibia; Anura; Dicroglossidae. Gene Ontology annotation, biological process: outer dynein arm assembly. The record is from RefSeq and is a predicted model, not a curated record. The transcript has 12 exons.
AUGAUACAGGAGAUAGAGGCAGAGGAUACGAUUCAGAAGAUGGUUAGAGACUAUAGAUAUGCUACUGGAGCUGAUCAAAUGAUUGUAGACGUGACACAGGAGAUAGACUUAGACUUCACAGAAGACCUGAUCAGGAGACGAGCGGAGCACAAUAGCUGUGAAAUCUUCUCCUUGGAAGAACUUUCUCUUCACCAGCAAGAUCUAGAGAAGAUCGAUCAUGUGGACAAAUGGUGCAAGGAGCUGAAAAUCCUUUACCUCCAGAACAACCUCAUACCCAAAAUAGAAAAUGUUGGGCGUUUGAAAAAACUGGAAUAUCUGAAUUUAGCAUUGAACAACAUUGAAAGGUUCGAGAACCUGGAAGGCUGCGAGUCCCUACAGAAGUUGGAUCUGACGGUGAACUUUGUAGGUGAGCUGUCUACUGUUCAAAGCCUGCAGCACAAUGUUCAUCUGCGGGAGCUCUACCUGGUGGGAAACCCCUGCGCACAGUAUGAAGGGUAUCGGAAAUAUGUUGUGGCCGCAUUGCCGCAGUUGAAGUGGCUGGAUGGGAAGGAGAUCGAACGGUCAGAACGAAUCCAGGCCUUGCAGGAUUAUGGCCAAGUGGAGCAGCAAAUCAAAGAACAAGAGGAGGCUUACUUGUUGAAGAGGGCCAGAGAGAGAGAAGAGGCCCAGGAAAAAUCCACGGGCAAGACACCGCCGGAGAGGAAGCCGGGAUUCGAUGGACGCUGGUACACCGACAUCAACAACACCUUACCAGAUUGCGAGAACAAAGAAAACCGUCCUGAAAUGGCCCCGGGGGAUCCGGACGCAACAGCCGAUGAAAGUGAGGAGGACAAAGCAUUUUGGCAGGAGCCGACGCACUACACGCCAGAAAGUCGUUUAGAAAUGCACAGAUACCUUGAGGAAAAACGCAAAUCUAAAGAAAGCCAGAGUGAAGAUAAAAAGAAAGUAAAACCACAGCGGACGCUGAUUAUGGCUGAUGGACGCGCACUGAAUGUUAAUGAGCCCAAGCUGGAUUUCUCUUUGGUCGAUGACGAAGACAACAAUCAGUUCAUUCUGGACUUGGCCAUCUACAGGCAUCUGGACAUCUCGCUGGUCGAUGUUGAUGUUCAGCCCACCUAUGUGAGAGUGCUGGUGAAAAAUAAGCCGUUCCAGCUUGUGCUUCCUUGUGAAGUGAGACCAGACAGCAGCGCUGCCAAGAGAUCCCAGACAACUGGCCAUUUGGUGGUCACAAUGCCAAAGGCAUCAGAUCUGAUACAUAAAAAGAAAAUUAUUUCACCGGGAGCCAAAAAAACAGAAUGCAGUAAAGUGAAAAACAGCAGUGUGAAAAGAAGUGAAAAGCUGGAGGUGGAUCCAAACGUGUACUCCUUCCCCGAUGUGACCAGUAUCGUCCAAGAAAAGACAGACCGGGGCCAGGGACCCCUUCAGCUGCGCAGCUGCAGAGCCAGAGAAGAAAAGGAGAAAGAUGGCGAGUUCACUGAUAAUGAUGAGGUUCCACCUCUUCUAUGACAUGGA